AGCAGAGUAGACGGCUCCUGUGAGGCUUCAAGCAGGAACCACAGGAGGACAUUCCGGGUGGAGGGUGUAAACACACGGCUUGGACAGAGGUCGGAUAUUUAUGUGCUCAACAGGAUGGAGCUGAGAUUCUCCAAAACUUCGUGUUACAGUGUUUUAGUUUGCUGCUUUUUGAUAUGCGCCAUCUUUGGAAUGUACCCAGCUGCUGCUAUAGAAGUGGACACCCUUGCUGAGCUGUAUGUAGAAAACGGAACCAUUGGGACUCUUAAGUGUUGGUUCAAAUCCACUGAAGUGAUCAGUAGUCAAGCAUCAGUAUCGUGGUCUUUCAUCCCUGAGGGAUCGCCAGAGUCCACUGGCGUGGCUAUUUUCUACUACUCGGGUGGAAAAGCUUUCCCAGAUAGCCCUCAGUUCAAGGCCAGGGUAGAAUGGGCAGGCGAUUUGAACAAAAAAGACGCGUCUAUCCGCGUCACUCAAAUGCAGUUUUUGGACAAUGGAACUUACUCCUGUGACGUAAAGAACCCUCCAGAUAUAAGUGGUAAACCUUCACUGACUAAACUCAGGGUCGUGAUGAAAGAAGCACUCCCUCAGACCAGCCCAGCAGUCAUAGUGGGUGCAGUCAUUGGUGCAAUCAUUGGAGUCAUCAUCAUCGCCUUUGUUGCAUAUCUGCUAAUAAGAUUAAUACCGUCCAAUCAUGAUUAUGAAGGCUGCACCUCCAUAGAGAGUGUAAGCACGCAGCCGGCUCGGCCGGGGAAGAAAGCUGAGUCCAGCACGGAGGGCUCGCGCUGUAGCAGCCCCUCAGCCCCUGUACAGGGACCGGUGAUAUACGCCCAGCUGGAUCACUCUGGCAGCAAGAAUCUGAACUCCUUCCACAAGAUGGAGCCCGUGGUGUAUGCUGACAUCCGUAAGAACUAGAGAGAGGGAGAGAGAGCCAGAGUAGAGAGGGCAGUCAUCAAACACCUCCAGCAAAACUCUGUUCUGAAAUGUUUCAUAGUUUUUUGUUUUUUUUUUUUCCCCUGAAUGAAUGACAGUGUCACAUGGAAGUCAUAUCCCACAUAUGCAAAGGCUUCAAUACAGCUUAGCAUAGCUAAUAUCAUGAAAAGAAAAUCUACCACAGAAUGUACAGUUACUCCAAGCGUCAUCAGCUUUGCCCCGCUUGUAAUUGCAUGUAGCUGACCAUGCUACCUCCUUCACCUAUCAGAUUUCAGAAAUGAGGGUACCAAAACUUCAGGGACGAUGUUCCUUUUACUGCCGCUGUGCCACUUAGGAUUAAAACGAAACCCAAAUGUGCCACAUUUUGACAUUGUUAAAUGUAUGUGUUGUAAAUGUCUUAUUGAUUCAGUAGUGUAAUGAUGUAAUAGUGAUAAUGAGCAUUAUAGCCUAGUUUCUAUUACUGACUUCAGCAGGGCAGCCGCUCAGACCACAGCAAAAAUAGGUCAAAACACAAGCUUUUAACUUUACAGUACGAAUGGGUUAAGUAUUGUUGUACAGAUAAAGGUCUUCGCGCUGUGUUGCAUGGAAUUUGAUUCGACACUAGUGACAGUUAGCAGUGCUUCUCAACCUUUUUGUAUAUUUUUUGUAUAAAUAUCUUAAGGAUGAAGUUAGGCCAGUUUUCAGGAUCCAGAUUAAGCUUAGUCUUAACUAAAAAAUGUACAAAAUUAAAAAAAAAACCUCACGUCUACAUUAUCAGACUAGGCUUAACCUGCGUCUGGAAAAGUGGUCCAGAACGUCAACAGCCUUACUGUAACAUCCAAAAGCUUUUUUAUUCUUUUUUUUUCCACUUGAAUUUUGCAAGUGCUUGGCCAAAAUGUUACAAUUGACAUUUCUACGUUUUAAAAAUUCCUCCAAAGGUUAACAGCCAUUUCUAGCUCUAGGGAAGACAUUGGUGCACUCAUUAUACUGCCUUUUUUUGUUACAUGCCAAAACAUUUGGGAAUUAAACAUUCCGUUGUU
Molecule: messenger RNA, 1946 nt
Organism: Colossoma macropomum (tambaqui)
Lineage: Eukaryota; Metazoa; Chordata; Actinopteri; Characiformes; Serrasalmidae
Product: myelin protein zero-like protein 1
Exons: 6
Coding region: 115-909 (264 amino acids)
Cellular component (GO): cell surface; focal adhesion; membrane
Source: RefSeq, a predicted model, not a curated record